UCACACUGAUCCCAGGCUCGGCCCGUCAUGUAGCUGCUGCGGACGCAUUCUUUGCGCUGCAUUUGCAGAAUUACGCGAUUCCCGCUCCGGGGGGGGGGGCCCGUGCACCGACCCGCGCGCUCCGCACGCAGGAAGCCUGCGCGUGCAUGAAGGAUCGCGGCUCGUCCAAUUGUUUGGCGCAUCUUCUGUUUGCAAAGCUCGAGCUGCUCCGCGGCGAUGGAGGGAGGGAGCGAGAGAGACGGCAAAGUCUUCUGUGCAGCCCCUCCCCCCCCCCACCCGAGCAAAGGGGAAAUGUCUCAGCCGAAUCGAGGUAAGAAGAAGCUGAAGCUGCCCAAGGAGGCGUUUGAGCAGCCCCCCCCCGCCGCCGUACCCCCCAGGGAUUUGGAUUCCAAAGCCUGUGUGACCAUCGGAGAAAAGAAUUUCGAGGUGAAGGCCGAUGACCUGGAGCAGAUCUGCGAGCUGGGCCGAGGGGCGUACGGCGUGGUGGACAAGAUGAGGCACGUGCCCAGCGGCCUCAUCAUGGCCGUGAAGCGGAUCCGGGCCACCGUGAACACGCAGGAGCAGAAGAGGCUGCUCAUGGACCUGGACAUCUCCAUGAGGACGGUGGACUGCUUCUACACGGUCACCUUCUACGGGGCGCUCUUCAGAGAGGGCGACGUGUGGAUCUGCAUGGAGCUGAUGGACACCUCCCUCGACAAGUUCUACAAGCAGGUGAUCGAGAAGGGCAGGAGCAUCCCCGAGGACAUCCUGGGGAAGAUCGCCGUCUCGAUCGUAAAAGCUCUGGAGCACCUGCACAGCAACCUGCAAGUCAUCCACCGAGACGUGAAGCCCUCCAACGUGCUGAUCAACACGCAGGGCCAGGUGAAGAUGUGCGACUUCGGCAUCAGCGGCUACCUGGUCGACUCCGUGGCCAAAACCAUGGACGCCGGCUGCAAACCCUACAUGGCGCCGGAGAGGAUCAACCCCGAGACCAACCAGAAGGGCUACAGCGUCAAGUCGGACAUCUGGAGUUUGGGAAUCACGAUGAUCGAGCUGGCCAUCCUGCGCUUCCCCUACGACUCGUGGGGAACGCCGUUCCAGCAGCUGAAGCAGGUGGUGGAGGAACCGUCGCCACAACUUCCCGCCGAGCAGUUCUCCCCCGAGUUCGUGGACUUCUCCUCUCUGUGCUUAAAGAAGGUUUCCAACGAACGGCCGACGUACACAGAACUCAUGCAACAUCCCUUCUUCAGCUCCCACGAGGCCAAAGAGACGGACGUGGCGAGCUUCGUGAAGGUCAUCUUAAGGGACUGAGGCCAGAAGGGAAAAUACAACCGAGGAAAAGCACCGAUCGCAGCCCCCCCCCCCCCCCCCCCCCCCC
Messenger RNA from Gasterosteus aculeatus aculeatus (three-spined stickleback), 1357 nucleotides. It is a transcript of the gene map2k6, whose product is annotated as mitogen-activated protein kinase kinase 6. Gene Ontology annotation, biological process: protein phosphorylation; MAPK cascade. The record is from RefSeq and is a predicted model, not a curated record. NCBI's taxonomy places the organism in Eukaryota, Metazoa, Chordata, Actinopteri, Perciformes, Gasterosteidae. Gene Ontology annotation, molecular function: MAP kinase kinase activity; ATP binding.